UGUUAAUUAAGUAAAAUGCAGUUAAAUAAUUAAAUGGAUGCGAUAUUCUAGCAAGAAAAGGAAUAAAUUUUAUAAGAUUUUGAAGCUAAACUUCGUCGAUAACAAUUACAAGUUCAAAGCAAAUAAUAUUAAGAUGGAAGUGAGUAUUUAGGUGAACUCAAUAAUGAGCUCAGAUGGGGUUUAGGAGUAUACUAUUAUUUCACAGGAGAUGUAUAUGCAGGAUAAUGGGCUAAUGAUUUAUUUGAUGGUGAUGGGACAUAUAUAUUUGCAAGUGGAGAAAGAUAUUAAGGUUAAUUGAAAGAGGGUAAAAAACAUGGUUUUGGUACCUAUUACUAUUUGAAUGGAAAUAGUUAUACUGGUAAUUGGGCCAACGAUAAGAAGUAGGGAAGGGGAGUAUAUGUAUACGCAUAAACCAAUGAGAAAUAUGAUGGGGAAUGGAAUAAUGGUUUGAGAUAAGGUUAUGGAACUUUUUAAUAUUAAUGUGGAGUAUAUGAAGGAGAAUUCAAUAAUAAUUUAAAAGAAGGCAAAGGAGUCUUAAAGUAUAAAAGCGGAGCACUUUUAGAUGGAGAAUGGAAGAAGGAUAAAGUAGAAGGAGAAGCUAAAUUGACUUUACCAAAUGGUGAUUAUUAUAAAGGAACUUGGGUUGGAAGUCAUAUGAAUGGAUUUGGUAGAUACUAAUAUUAAAGUGGAGGAUAUUAUGAAGGUUGGUGGAAAUAGGAUUAAUUUCAUGGAGAAGGUAUGUUGACUUAUGAAAAUGGAGAUAUAUAUAGAGGAGAGUUUUAAAAUGGUCUAAAACAUGGAAAAGGAAUAUAUUUACAUUAAAAUGGUGAUCAAUAUGAAGGAGAGUUUAAAAAUGAUAUGAGAGAAGGAACAGGAGUACUUAGGAUGAAAAAUGGAGAUAGAUAUGAAGGAGAAUGGUCAAGUUCUUUAAAGGAUGGAAAAGGAGUUUACUAUUUUGCUAAUGGAGAUAGAUUUGAAGUAUAUUAUUCUCUAUAAAAUUUUAGGGAACCUUUGUAGGAGGAAAAAGAUCUGGCCAUGGAAUUAUGUAUUGGUCAGAAAAAUCAUCUGUUAGUGGUUUUUGGGUAGAUGAUAUAAUGAAUGGUUAAGGAAUUAUAAUCAAAGAAAAUGGAGAUAAAAUGUAAGUCUAAUUCAAAAACAAUAAAUUAGUUGCAUGA
Molecule: messenger RNA, 1175 nt
Organism: Paramecium sonneborni
Lineage: Eukaryota; Ciliophora; Oligohymenophorea; Peniculida; Parameciidae
Source: the annotation of a GenBank genome assembly